This is a messenger RNA of Mycotypha africana, 870 nucleotides long. RefSeq lists its product as uncharacterized. The record is from RefSeq and is a predicted model, not a curated record. The transcript has 2 exons. NCBI's taxonomy places the organism in Eukaryota, Fungi, Mucoromycota, Mucoromycetes, Mucorales, Mycotyphaceae. Gene Ontology annotation, biological process: coenzyme A biosynthetic process. The annotation marks the transcript as partial. Gene Ontology annotation, molecular function: dephospho-CoA kinase activity.
AAGAACCUUAUCGUCAGUGUGUCCUGCGAUGAAAUACAGCAAAAUAAAGAUUGCAUUGAUAAAAUAUGGGCCAGAAUACAGUCAGUGUUAGGCCGCCUUUAUGUCAGGCAACUGCAAACAGCGUAUGCCCUCGAGGAACCACUCUUCGAUUGCCAUAUCAUAUUUGAAGAUCUCUGUGGAUAUAAAGUCGAAAAGGAACCCUACAUUACGGCUAUUGUUUGCUCCUCAGCUGAAAAUGCCCAACAAAUACGGGAGAUACCUGAAUCUCAACAGCAGAAUUUUGAAAGAAUCGAAUUAUCACUAGCAGGAAAUGAAGAAGACGAAAGAAAGGAUACCCAACAACAGCCGCUGCAACAACACUUCCUUCAUGAGGAUGAGAUUAACAAUAAACCUUGUUCUUUUAAGCGCAUUGCAGUAGGCGGCACUUUUGAUCACCUUCAUGCUGGUCAUAAAAUUCUUUUAACCAUGACAGCUAUUUUAGCACAACAAAGUAUGGUAGUAGGCGUUACAGAUGAUUGUAUGUUACUCAAAAAAAAGCACCGAGAAUUGAUUGCACCCACUAUGGAUCGUGUCCAUCAAGUGAAGCACUACCUUCGGACGAUUGUGAAAAGAAAUAUUCAAUAUGAUGUAGUACCUAUUAAAGACCCCUUUGGUCCCACUGUGACAGAUUCGACUAUAGACGCGUUGGUUGUAUCUAAAGAAACAUUGAAAGGCGGUGAUUUGGUAAACAAUGAAAGAGACAUGCGAGGUUUAUCGCCACUGAAAUUGAGGAUUAUUGAUGUGAUUUCAACCAAUGAUGCUUCCAUUGCUCAAAAUGAAGAUAUGGACAUAUUGAAGAUAAGUUCUAGUUGGAUUCGAGAAUACAUUGCA